AUGGACCAGGCCAGGACGCACACGAACACGCCACCAGCGGAGACCAUAGCGCUCAAGUCCGAGCCCACGGCUGGGCGGGUGUCGCAGGCGGACGCGGGCAGCUCGUCGCCCGGCAGCGGUGGCCCGAACACGAUGGCAACAGCGGCGUCGUCGCCGGAGGAUAACGCAGAGGGGGAGGAGGCGCGGAGCGCGGGGCCGGGGCUGAAGCAGCCGGACCCGCGGCAGCAGCUGACGGACUACAUGCAAGACAUGCGCGCGCUGGGGUCGCAGGGCUACAUCACGCCGUCGCAGCAGCAGGGCGUGGCGGACGAGGGCCCGGCGCGCCGGCUGGAGCGCGAGCGCGGGGGCCCGGCGGACUCGUCCUUCAACACGACGAUGACUCACAACAACACGACGAUCUUCAAGCCCUUCGACACCCAGACGGGGCAGUUCCUGUCUACCCCUGCAUCUGCGGCGAGCGCGCUGGCCCGGGGGGACUCGGCGGCGACGGCCGUGUCGGCGUCGUCGGCGUCGGCCGCGUCAUCACAGGAGCACCGCUCGCGCAACGACCAGAGGCCGUCGGCGGGCCGGCUGCGCCGGAUGAAGUUCCGCUCCCACUCGGUGCCGACGAUCCUGCACUCGUCCUGCCGCAGGCUGAACGCGUCGAGCCUGACGGCCUCCGUCUCGACCUCGAGCGCGACGCAGCUGCGCGACGCCCAGGCGCCGCCGCAGCUGGAGCCCGCGUACGCCAAUUCCGCGGUCUCGUCCACCUCCACCGUCAGCUCUGGCAGCAUGCCGCCCGCGUCGCAGUUCGCGGGCAUCAAGAAGAAAAAACACGGCGGCAAGGGGAACCAGGGCUCGCUGCGGAACGCCAUCCUGAUGAGCCACCGGCUCCCGCCCGCCAGCGGCCAGGAUCUUUCGAUAGACGACCGGAUCCGGCACAUCAAGAUGCAGAGUGACCCGAUGCCGUUACCGCCGAUAAAUCUCCAGUGCUUGCGGGAGAUCGAUCUGUCUGAAAUAGUGAAGAACCCGCAGCUGAGACACGACAUUGUCUUUGACCCGUUGCUGCAGUUUAGGCCGAACUUGGACGGCGAACGAGGCGUCAAGAAGAGACAGAUUGCAGACAAGUACUGGGCGGAGGUGGAGAACGAGAUCAUAGUGUAUAACCAGCGCCCGGAGGUGUUCGACUACAGCCGCACGCGGCUCGUGCCGCUCUUUGAUACGUUAAAGGAUGUCCUUGUGACGAUAGUCCCGCAGAAGGAGAUAAGCACAGUGGAAAAUGUACUCGAUACCGAACUCUUGAUCCAGGAGCUGCUCAAGGGCUCGCUGAUCAUGACAAACUUGUCGGACUGGCUGGCGCAGCUCUUCAAACAUCACUGUGCUCCAAUGCGCGAUCCUUGGGUAGACGGCAUGCAGUGCAAGUUUAGAGAGGCGCAGGAGGAGAAGUCGGUUAUCAAACUAGUCGAGGCGCUAAAGCUAGUGUUCCAGAUAUUAGAAGCUAUGAAGUUGGACAUUGCAAACCAUCAAAUAAGAAUAUUACGACCCGCUCUGCUGAGUAACGCUGUGGAAUUCGAACGGCAAUAUUUCCGGUCUCUGAUGAAUUCGCAGCGAGUCAACUUGAAGUCCUCGUUGAAAUGGUUUAAGGACAAGUACGACGAAAGCGUUAGAGAUGGCUCGCUGAAAUCCGAUCAACUCACAAAGAUCCCCGAUAUUUACCGACUUUGCAUCCGAAAUAUAAUCAGCCUGCUUUCCUGUCGCAAGAUGGUGAGAGAGUACCCAACGUCAUUAGCAUUCGACCACGCCCGUCUAAUCUUAUUGAGAGCAGAUAUUAGACAAGCAGUUUGCCUCCUAGUUUGCAAAUUGCUUUUCAAGCAGCUAGUCGUAAAUGAUACUACCGCCGAUAGAGCCACCAAGGAAUACGUCGUCGCGAAAUAUAAUAACAAGAGACUGAAAGAAGAGAUCGUCUCGAUCAUCACCGAUGAACAUGGCAACUGCAGGUGGACGAAAAAUACGAUGUCCAUCGCUAUCCAUCUUUGUAAGACCAUAGAUGAAUUAAAGCAAGAAUUUGAGACUCUUAAAUUACAGAAUACGAGACAAUUAGGUGCCACAAGGACUUUUGCAGCUGCCCAUCAAGCUAGUAUUACUAACCCAAAGACAACAUCCACGCCAAUCUCAAAGACACUAACUCAACUUGACUCUAAGAACAUAGAUUUCGCUAAAUCGUGGUUAUCAAAACAGACCCAGCCUCUUAGCGAGGUAUAUGGCGUCCUGGAAAAUCGUGUUUUUAACUCGUUAGAGGAAAGCAUAUUUCGGAGAUCCAAUUGUACUAAAGACGGCGUUGUGAAACAAGACUUUAUCAAUCUAUGUAACUCCAAUAGCCAGGGAACUACAAGCUCUGGAAUGUCGGGAGUCAACACGAACCAUUCCGUCGCAGGCGCGUCAUGCUCACCCAGCUCAAGUGUCUUUAGCACACCUUCCAGGAACCAUCACCUGUCCGCUCCUGCCGCAGCACACGGAGGAGCGCAUCCGAGUGGGUUUCCUGAGAACGACUCCGCGGGGAGCAUGGCAUCGCUAGAUAUGGAAGAAUUCGAGAGCUUGUACCGCCACCUCUACGCUGUAGUCAACUUCCACUGGUCUGUUUUUGGAUGCCACUACGUGGAGGCUUUGGGAGACAAUGUCGAAAGAAUCUAA
Eremothecium gossypii ATCC 10895 is the source of this 2670-nucleotide messenger RNA. It is a transcript of the gene SOK1, whose product is annotated as Sok1p. Bases 1 to 2670 code for a protein of 889 amino acids. Lineage: Eukaryota; Fungi; Ascomycota; Saccharomycetes; Saccharomycetales; Saccharomycetaceae. The transcript has a single exon. The record is from RefSeq and is marked provisional.